AUGUCUGACCGCAUGUCUGACGCAAAGGAAGAGCCUCAUGGCGAUGCAAUUCUCGCCAAGCCGUCUGAUCACCACACUGCUGCACCUCAUGAUUUGAUGGAUGCUGCAGAAGCUGGUAUUGUUGACGUGUACGUCCGACCUGGAAACAGGAUGCAAAAAUGGGUCGACAAACUCGAGAGCCUUGCUGGUAUGGAAGCCAGAGGCAUUGAACGUGUUCCCGACAGUAUCAAAUCAGGAAAUACCACAACGGAAGACUACUUGCAGAUGUGUUUAAUCUGGCUUUCAGCUAAUCUUACCGCCAAUAACAUGAUGAUUGGCAUGCUAGGUCCCUUGAACUUUGGACUUGGGCUCCGAGAUAGUAUGUUUCUAGCAACCUUCGGGUCCCUUACUGGCGGCGCCGGGAGCUCCUAUAUUGCAUCAUUUGGACCUGCUAGUGGAAACCGUACUUUGGUAAUUGCUCGCUACACGAUGGGCUGGUUUCCCUCCCGCCUCUGCGUUGCCCUCAAUAUCGUCAUCAUGGUUGGUUAUGGAAUAAUCGAUAUUCUUGCUGCGGGUCAGAUCAUGUCAGCUGUGAAUGGUAAAGGGAUGUCCGUGAUUGUUGGCGCUAUCGUAGCGGCAACAAUCUCGCUAGUUAUCUGUGUGGUUGGUAUCCAACUCUUCCACAGCUACGAGCGGUGGGCAUGGCUGCCUCAAGCUAUAGUGGUCUUAAUUCUAAUCGGCGUUUCCGGGCCCUAUUGGGACCCAAAGUCUGUUACAAGUAACACCGGAGCAGCCAAGUCCGCAGAUCAGGUAAGUUUUUUUUUCCUUUGCCUGGCAUCACCUCUUUCGUGGUCCCCCGCCGCAGCAGACUUUUUUGUCUAUUUCCCAACCAACUGCAAGCGAUGGAAAGUUGCUGUUGCUACCACACUUGGCCUCGGAGGCUCGUGCAUGAUUUCCUACUACAUCGGUGUCGGUCUAGCAUCAGGUGUUGCAGGCAGGGCGUCUUGGGCGACGGCAGCCGAUGAAGGCCUUGGUAUUCUCCUUGUGGAAGCAUAUCGUCCUUUGGGAGCCUUUGGUAACUUCUGCUCUGUUAUACUCGCUUUGGGUGUUAUCUCCAACAAUAUUCCAGGCACUUACUCGGCUGCAUUGAGCUUUCAAUUGCUGGGCUCCUGGAUGCAAAGGCUGCCUCGCUUUGUAUGGACUAUCGUUGUUAUUAUAAUCUACACUGUUUGUGCAUGUGUCGGCAGAGAUGAGCUUUAUGACAUUAUUCAGAACUUCGUGGUGAUUAUGGGCUAUUGGACGGCGGCGUGGAUCACCAUUUCUGUUGAAGAGGAGCACAUAUUCCGUCGCCGAAAUGGAGGUUAUGACUGGACUGCAUGGAACGAUCAGCAGAAACUUCCGGUCGGACUUGCGGCAUGUACCGCAUUCUUGUGUGGCUGGGCUGGUGCAGUGCUGGGAAUGUGGCAGACCUGGUUUACUGGGCCCAUUGCAAAGCUGGUUGCCUCGGGUAUUGACAUCGGCAUCCCUCUUUCUAUGAGCUCGGCAGCACUUAUUUAUCCUCCUCUGCGAUACGCCGAGCUCAGAUACUUUGGUCGUUAA
Messenger RNA from Penicillium odoratum, 1578 nucleotides. RefSeq names its product purine-cytosine permease family protein. The record is from RefSeq and is a predicted model, not a curated record. NCBI's taxonomy places the organism in Eukaryota, Fungi, Ascomycota, Eurotiomycetes, Eurotiales, Aspergillaceae. Gene Ontology annotation, molecular function: transmembrane transporter activity. Gene Ontology annotation, cellular component: plasma membrane; fungal-type vacuole membrane. Gene Ontology annotation, biological process: transmembrane transport. Bases 1 to 1578 code for a protein of 525 amino acids. The transcript is spliced from 2 exons.